Molecule: messenger RNA, 2131 nt
Organism: Camellia sinensis
Lineage: Eukaryota; Viridiplantae; Streptophyta; Magnoliopsida; Ericales; Theaceae
Source: RefSeq, a predicted model, not a curated record
AUGGUUUAGUCGCUAAAGCUUCGAAUUUUUUUUAGAGGGAAACUCAUUAAUAUAUCGGCGCCUUAUUUUUCUUCUGUUUCACACACACACCAACAUACAGAGCACUCGAUGCCAAACCUCAACACCACUGACCAUCGCCGAUCAUCACCAUCGCUGGCCACCGGCGCUCGCCACCACGACCACUGAUUACAGCAGGAUCAAGUGAAGAUAGAUGGACUUGCAUGUGCAGUGCAGAUAGUUUACCUGAAGUAGCAGCUGGCAAUCUCAAACAUUAUACAUAAAAGACACAUGACAACAGUCUCAAGCAAAAUAUACCAGGACUAAAAUUAUUGUGGUUGUUGAAAGAUAGCGCUUUAGCAUAGCUAGUUUACCAGACACUCCCCAUAAAAUCCUCUGCGUAAACAAACUUUGAAAACCUUAUCCAGCAAUUUUGUAAAUAAGUUCAGCUAGAAAGAAUGGUUGGUUGUGAGUCUUGCCAGAAUGAGUUGUGAGCCAAUAAAUGAUGCUAGAAGGAGACCCAUAACACUCUUGGCAUAGAAUUUGUUGUCAUUGUUUUGAUCUUGCUCAAUUCUUGCAUAAAUGGAAAAGUGAACCAGAUCGUCUCUUCAAAGGUGAUUAUUACUGGUUAUGUGGAAGUUCUUAGUAGGAUGGUAAGAUGAUGAAUCAAGGGAAUUAAGCUUGGUUGACUGGGGGCUUGAUUGUGAUUGCAGAAAAGAUGCUCACGUCAAGCUUAAUACAUUGGCUGCUUAAUCUGCUUAAUCAUGGUACCAUGGUUCCUGGAAUGAAGACGGGGCGGCGGAAGACAGCAACAAGUGGUAACCUAUUAUCAGCCUCCGAAGCAUGUCCAGCAGUUAUUGGCACCCCGUUGACGUUAUCUGAUGAGACGCAGCCACCAGAUGAUACACAAACAGUGGUGGAGGAGACGCAGCCAGGUGGCGUGGGGCGAAAAAGGUCGACUCGUGUACGAGGACGUACAUUAGGCAAAAGAGUGCAAAAAAGAAUAGUUAGGAAAAAAGGAGAGAAAUUACAUGUGUAUGUCAAUCGUGUGUUGAACGCAAUCACAGGAGGGAAUGCAACCCCAGCGACAAAUGAGUUGGGAUUGCAAAUUAGACGAUUGUGCCCUCUUCGGAGCGUGAAGUCAUGGAGAAAAAUCGAUCAAAGUACCAAAGAUGCGGUCAUCCAAGCGGUGCUAGACAAGUUUGUUAUCGGCGAUGAUUUUGAUAAUGAUGAACAAGCUCAACAAAUCCUCGAUAGGAAGGCAUAUUUGCUAUACAAGGAUUGGAGGUACAAUCUAAAGCAAGAGUUCCUCGAACUUGAGGAAAGGGGUGUUGAUGACCCCUAUAGUCAUCCGCCUAGUGGAGUGAGCUUGGACGACUGGAAAUAUCUUAUUGAUGUUGCUUGGAAAGACGAAUCUCACUUGAAACGCUCUAAAGCUGGUAAAGCAAAUAGGGCUAUGCUCCCGUACAAUCAUACAAGUGGAUCGCGAUCAUUUCCUAUAGCAAUGUCGCUUAUGGCAAAUGAGGAUGGACAAAUAGAUUUCCCUGAAUUUUAUAAGAAAUCACACAAGUCCAAGAAGACGGGAGACUGGAUUGACCCCAAAUGUGGUGAGCUACAUGAUGAUAUGGUCAAUCUACAAGUCGUAGCCACCGAUGCGGGGUUGCCAUUGACCCACGAAGAACUAUCAAGGCAAGUGCUCGGGGCAAAAAAAAAUUACUUGCGUGGAUGUGGGAUAGGCCCACAACCCUCUUCAACAGCUUCGAAUGUGGCACGAGCACGUGACAAACAUAUGGAGUCAAUGAGAACGGAAUUGGAGGCUCUUCGUGAGGAGCGUGAAAGAGAUCACGAGGAGUUGCUGAAGGAGAAAGAGGAGCGGCAAAGAGAUCACGAGGAGUUGCUAAAGGAGAAAGAGGAGCGGCAAAGAGAUAGGGAGGAAAUUAUGAGGGAAAGAAAGGAGCUGAUGAAACAAAUUGAAGAGGAAAAAAAAGCACGGGAGGCACAACAAGUACAACUCAAUCAUUUGAACGACGUGGUGUCACGACUGACAACCCUCUUGCAGGGUUCAGAUGGUCAUCCUACAAUUCCUUAUAAAUAUAUAUGUUAUAUAAGCAUCUCUAUAUAUUUAGUUUCAUGA